GCCGCCCCCGGCCGACGAGCAGCCCGAGCCCCGCACGCGGCGCAGGGCCUAUCUGUGGUGCAAGGAGUUCCUGCCCGGCGCCUGGCGGGGCCUUCGCGAGGACCAGUUUCACAUCAGUGUCAUCAGAGGUGGCCUCAGUAACAUGCUGUUCCAGUGCUCCCUACCCGACACUCUGGCCACCAUUGGUGACGAGCCUCGGAAAGUGCUCCUGCGGCUGUACGGCGCGAUCCUAAAGAUGAGGUCCUGUAAUAAAGAGGGAUCCGAACAAGCUCAGAAAGAAAAUGAAUUUCAAGGGGCCGAGGCCAUGGUGCUGGAGAGCGUCAUGUUCGCCAUUCUCGCCGAGAGGUCCCUCGGGCCGAAGCUGUACGGCAUCUUCCCCCAGGGCCGCCUGGAGCAGUUCAUCCCGAGCCGGCGAUUAGACACUGAAGAAUUAAGUUUGCCAGAUAUUUCUGCAGAAAUCGCUGAGAAAAUGGCCACGUUUCAUGGUAUGAAAAUGCCAUUCAAUAAGGAACCAAAAUGGCUUUUUGGAACAAUGGAAAAAUAUCUAAACCAAGUGCUGAGAAUUAAGUUCACCGGGGAAGCCAGAGUUAAGCAGCUGCACAAAUUCCUCAGGUUCAAUCUGCCUUUGGAGCUGGAAAAGCUGAGGUCAUUGCUCGAGUCCACUCCGUCUCCAGUCGUCUUUUGUCACAAUGACUGUCAGGAAGGUAAUAUCUUGCUGCUGGAAGGGAGAGAGCAUUUUGAGAAGCAGAAGCUGAUGCUCAUCGACUUUGAGUACAGCAGUUACAACUACAGGGGGUUUGACGUUGGGAAUCAUUUCUGUGAGUGGAUGUACGAUUAUAGCUAUGAAAAGUACCCUUUUUUCAGAGCAAACAUCCUGAAGUACCCCAACAGGAAGCAACAGCUCCAUUUUAUUUCCAAUUACUUGGCUGCAUUCCAUAACGAAUUUGAAAACUUCAGUAAUGAAGAAAAGUCCAUUAUAGAAGAAGAAAUGUUGGUCGAAGUCAACAGGUUUGCCCUUGCAUCCCAUUUCUUCUGGGGACUGUGGUCCAUCGUGCAGGCCAAGAUUUCAUCCAUUGAAUUUGGGUACAUGGACUACGCCCAGGCGCGGUUUGAUGCCUAUUUCGACCAGAAGAGGAAGCUGGGGGUGUGACUGCGGGAGGACGUCGUGCGCUGCAUCCCUGGACGGCGCGGGGCGGCCGAGCCAGCGGCCCCUGUGCUCCGACGACUGCACCCGCGGCGAGAAGGCGCCUCCUGCCGCACGCAGAUGUGUAUGAUACGAAAGACUGUAUUAAAUGGAGUAACAUUUCUUUCAUACCUUGUUUACGAUUCCGCUAGGCCUCUGAAAUGCGAUCGGGACGCAGAACUAUAGUACAAUAGUGCACUAGAGCCAUAUCCCAGAAUCCUCUUAAUCGAGACACGGCGUUCCACGUGUGGGGCCCGGCGCCCUCCGUCCGAUGUGGCCAACAGCCCAGACGGGGUUCCUGCGGGUACUUUCUUUGGUUAAUGUUGACUUUGAAAGGAUUUUCAGAGCCUGGUGAACGCUGUGACCAGGCUCUCUGUGUAAGCAGGUAGACACUGCUCGCUCCCCGGGGCGGCGAGAGAGCAGACAGACUGUGAUGUCGCUCCGUGGCCUGACCGUGGGUCUCCAGAAGCUGCUCCUUCGCCCUUUUGGUCCAAAUGACUUUCUGAGCUGACUGGAAGCAUGUGAAGCAGCCCGUCAAGAGACAGCCGACUGCACGUGACGGGCGCGAGCUCUCGUCCAGGCACAGGUGGAUGUAGCUGCUCCGACCUGUUGUGCAUAUUUUGUAACACAGGCGAACCUCACCCUGACUGGACGCCACCUCGCCUGGGCCCUCCUACCGACCCGCAGGCAGGGAGCCUCGGCCACCGGGGUCCAGCAGCUGGACAAGGGGCCACGCGGACACGCCUCCCGUCGCCCUCCCUCUGUCCUGCUCUCUGCAGCCUUUUCUCCUCCACCUCUGCUCAGCCUGGAGCUGGGGAAUGUGACCGGCCUGCUGCUGCCCCUGGCACUGCGGCCUUGGGGUGCCUGGGGGCACAGGGGGACCCUGGCCCGGGCUCUCGGGGCCAGCCCUGCCUGCCCUCACUGCUCCGUGCCGUCCUGGACGCGGGCACCGUGGGAGGCAGCAGCCCGCAUGUGGAAUGGGGGUGUGGCUUGAGCCAAGCUGUGAAAUCCAGAUAUGUUAAAUGUCCUUUGGGAGAAAUUCUUUUUUUACCUCUGAACUCUUAUUUGAAUUGUUUUUGUGCAUAUGUUUCUGCUACCACAGAGAUUGUACCAUACAGAAUUAAAGAAAUAAAAACACACCCUCAGCUGUCA
Molecule: messenger RNA, 2335 nt
Organism: Equus quagga
Lineage: Eukaryota; Metazoa; Chordata; Mammalia; Perissodactyla; Equidae
Gene: CHKA
Product: choline kinase alpha
Exons: 12
Coding region: 143-1150 (335 amino acids)
Biological process (GO): CDP-choline pathway; phosphatidylethanolamine biosynthetic process
Cellular component (GO): cytoplasm
Molecular function (GO): ethanolamine kinase activity; choline kinase activity
Source: RefSeq, a predicted model, not a curated record